Molecule: messenger RNA, 4004 nt
Organism: Alnus glutinosa
Lineage: Eukaryota; Viridiplantae; Streptophyta; Magnoliopsida; Fagales; Betulaceae
Product: putative disease resistance RPP13-like protein 1
Exons: 1
Coding region: 140-3916 (1258 amino acids)
Biological process (GO): defense response to other organism
Molecular function (GO): ADP binding
Source: RefSeq, a predicted model, not a curated record
UCAUCGGCCACACGUGUUGCUCCAUCACUCCAGACAACCUUUUGCUGUCUGAUCAAUGAUCCAGUUCUGUGGAGUAAAAGCAGAAAGAUAAUCAAGUUUGAUCAUUUCCUUUCAUUUCUUCCAUUGCAAAGAAGAAAACAUGGCUGGGGCCUUGGUGGGAGGAGCGUUUCUCUCUGCUUUUCUCCAAGUGUUGUUCGAUAGAAUGGCGUCUCCCGGGGUCGUUGACUUCCUUCGGGGACGAAAACUCACCGAUGGACUUUUAAGGAAGCUGAAGAUAGCAUUGCUGUCUGUGAAUGCAGUGCUCGAAGACGCGGAGGAAAAGCAAGUGACAAAGCCUGAUGUGAAAGAUUGGCUUGAUGAGCUGAAGGAUGCUGUCUAUGAUGCGGAGGACAUCUUGGAUGAGAUUGCUACGAAAGCCUUGCGAUGCAAGUUGGAUGCUGAAUUCCAAAGCACUGCAAGGAAGGUACGAAAAUCAAUCUCUGCUUCUUUUAAUCCCUUUGUCAAGGAGAUAGAACCAAGGAUAAGAGAGGUAAUUGACAGACUAGAAUAUCUAGCAAAACAAAAAGAUGUUAUAGGUCUAAGAGAAGGCGUUGGAGGGAAACCAUCGGAAAGAUUGCCCACGACUUCUUUGGUUGAGGAAUCUGGUAUUUGUGGUAGGGAUGAUGAUAAGGAGGCAAUAAUCAACUUGCUGCUCUCAGAUGAUGCAAUUGGCAGUGAGAUGUGUGUGGUUGCCAUAGUUGGGAUGGGGGGAAUAGGCAAGACCACCCUUGCUCAGCUUGUAUACAAUGACAACAGGGUGAAGGAGCAUUUUAACCUUGAAGCGUGGGUUUGUGUUUCAGAAGAAUUUGACGUGUUCAAGGUCACGAAAACAAUUCUAGAGGUAGUAACUUCCUCAACUUGCAGUAUUAAGGAUUUAAAUCGGCUUCAAGUUACACUAAAGGAGAAUUUGAUGGGGAAGAAAUUUCUGCUUGUUCUAGAUGAUGUUUGGAAUGAGAAUUAUGUUGAUUGGGAAGUGUUAAGGAAUCCCUUUAAAUUUGGGGCACAAGGAAGUAGGGUCAUUGUAACAAUCCGCAAUGAAAGUGUUGCAUCAGCCAUGCGCACUAUUGCCACCUAUCCUCUACAGCAGUUAGCAGAAGAAGAUUGCUGGUCAUUAUUUGCAAAACAUGCCUUCCAUGAUGGUAACUCUGAGGCACAUCCAAAACUACAAGUAAUAGGUAGACAAAUUGUGAAAAAGUGCAAAGGCCUACCUUUAGCAGCUAAGACAAUUGGGGCUCUCUUGCGGUCUAAACUAGAUGUUGAUGUAUGGGAUAAGAUUUUGAAGAGUGAACUAUGGGAUUUGACGAAUGAUGGGAAAAAUAUUCUUCCUGCACUAAGAUUAAGUUACAAAUAUCUCCCAUCCCAACUAAAGCAAUGCUUUGCUUAUUGUUCAAUAUUUCCAAAGGAUUAUGUUUUUGAAAAGAAUCAAUUAAUCUUAUUAUGGAUGGCCGAAGGUUUUUUGCAACAAUCUAGAAACAAAACAAUGGAAGAAGUUGGUGAUGAUUACUUCCUUGAUCUUGUAUCAAGAUCAUUUUUCCAACAAUCAAGCAAUGAUAAAUCAUCUUUUGUAAUGCAUGAUCUUGUCAAUGAUUUAGCAAAAUUUGUAUCUGGUCAAUUUAGCUUUAGGUUGGAGGGUGACUAUUCUCACGAAAUUGUGAACAAGACGCGCUAUUUGUCGUAUUUCAGGACACGAUUUGAUAAUUUUAAGAAGUUUGAGGCUCUUUAUGAGGCUAAGCGGUUGCGCACCUUCCUGCCAUUGAAAUUUCCACCAAAGAACGAGACAUUCUACUUAACUAAAUUAGUACCACGUGAUUUAUUGCCAAUGCUAAGAUGCUUACGGGUCCUCUCUCUAUCUCACUACAGUAAUAUGAAUGAGUUGCCUGAUUCAAUUAGCAAAAUUAAACAUUUACGAUAUUUGGACCUUUCUUUCACUACAGUGGAAAGGCUGCCUAAUACCAUAUGUAAGUUGUGCAAUUUGCAAACGUUGAAGUUAUCAGGUUGCAAAUAUCUUGUUGUAUUGCCAAGGGAAAUGUGGAAACUUAUUAAUUUACGUCAUCUUGAUAUUACUGGAACUAGCAUCAAGGAGAUGCCGACACAAUUGGGUAGAUUAAAAUGUCUCCAUACAUUGACUAUGUUUAUUAUUGGAAAAGAUAGUGGUUCUUGCGUUGUAGAGUUGGGAAAACUUUCAAAUCUUCGUGGAACACUUUCUAUUUUGGAACUCCAAAAUGUUGUAUCUCCUUCAGAUGCUUUGGGUGCAAGUUUGAAGGAUAAAAAGGAUCUUGAGGAGUUGGUGUUGGAAUGGAAAGCUGAUACUAGUAUUUCAAAAAGUAAUGUGACUGUACUUGACAAUCUCGAGCCACAUCCAAACUUGAAAAGUCUCACUAUCACCUAUUAUGGUGGUAAAAGUUUCCCAAAUUGGGUAGGGCAUGAUUCAUUCUCUAAUAUAACAUGUCUUCAUCUAAACAAGUGCAAAUCUUGCUACAAGUUGCCACCCCUUGGGCAACUACCUUCUCUGCAAGACCUCUCUAUUGUUGGGUGUGAUGGAGUUGUUACAGUAGGUCCUGAGUUUUAUGGAAAUGGUUCUUCUUCAAUUAAGCUAUUUGGAGUCCUUAAAGUUUUAAGGUUUGAAGAAAUGUUGAAUUGGGAGGAAUGGUUUUCUUUUGGUGCUGAUAAUAAUGAUGGAGCUUUCCCUCAUCUUGUUGAGCUUUAUAUUCUUAAUUGCCCCAAGCUAAUAGGAGGACUGCCCAUCAAUCUUCCUUCUUUAGCUAAACUUGUGAUCACUGAAUGUCUGCUGCUGAUGGCUUCACUCCCAAGGGCUCCUGCAAUACGUGAAUUGCAAUUAAUACAUUGUAAUGAGGCACUAUUAAAGGAAUUGCCAAUUAAAAUUCAGAAGCUUAAACUUGAAGGAUUUGAUGUACUGGAUUCCCCACCAGAGGUAAUAAUGGACUCUAACAAUUGUCUUCAAGACUUCGAAAUAUGUGAUUGUUCCUCACUUAUGUGCUUUCCUGGGGGUGGUCUACCUUCUACAUUAAAAACCAUUGAGAUCACAAAUUGUAGGAAGUUAGAGCUCCCUAUGGACUUGCAUUAUUCAUCCCUUGAAAGAUUGUUCUUGAUAGAUAGUUGUGAUUCUCUCAAGUUCUUUCCAUUAGACUUGUUCCCAAAGCUUUGUGAUGUCAUAAUCAGGGGAUGUAGAAAUCUGGAAUCACUUGGAAUUUCAGAACAUCAUGAACAUGACUUAAUGACACUACAGAUACAAAUCCUUGAUUGCCCUUGUUGUGUAUCUUUUCCAAAAGGAGGAUUGCGUGCCCCCAACCUCACAUGGUUUUGGGUUACCAAUUGUAGGAGUCUAAGAUCACUGCCUGAUAAUAUGCACAUACUCCUUCCAUCUCUAAAGUAUUUGCGUUUAGAAGAUUGUCCACAUGUUGUGUUGUUUCCUGAAGGGGGCUUGCCUCCCAAUUUGAAUCUAAUUUCCAUCCUUGGUUGUGACAAACUUGUUGCUAAUCGGAUGCGUUGGGGUUUGCAAAAACUCCCCUCAGUUAGAAAAUUUUCAAUCAGUGGAAAAUCUGAACAUGUGGAAUCCUUUCCGGAGGUAGGAUUUCUGCCAACCAAUUUGAACUUUCUUGACAUCUCUGAAUUUCCAAAUAUGAAAUCUUUGGACAAAAUCGGGCUUCAACACCUUACCUCUCUUGAACAAUUGUGGAUCCAUGGCUGCCCUAAACUCAAGUUUCUGCCAGAAGAGGGGCUGCCCACCUCCCUUUCUUUUCUACCGAUCAAUGAAUGUCCUUUGUUGAAGAAACAGUGUCAAAGGAAAAAGGGAAAAGAAUGGCGGAAGAUUGCUCACAUCGACUGCAUAAUGAUUGAUGAAGAAUUGAUUGUUUGAGCUAUAAAAUUAUGGCAAGAGUUCCCACUUUUUGUUCUAAAAUCUGCACAAAAGAUGGAUGGCGGACACAAUAUAUUCAACUUGGACA